AUGGGUAGUGUGAGUUUGAACCCAUUGUUCAAGAGUGAACCUUUUGGGUGUUACUACUACAACAACUACUACUACCCUGAGCAGAACAACACCAUGUUGGAGAAGAGACUGGUAUUCCUGAGAAGCUACCAGUUCUGUCGAAAGAAGAGUAUGACAGAGAGAAUCAAAGGGUCUUUGGUUCGUGCCAAGAAAAUCGUGUGGCUAAGGCUCAGGUCUGCUUGCAAACUGAGGAGGUCUUUGAUCUUCUUUUCCAGGUUCAAAUGCGCUUUCUAUUAUCGCAGGAGAAGGUUUUUCCAUCUUCUACACACCAACAACAACCGCAAAACCGAAUCUUCCUCAUGUUUAUGUUUGAAGGUGCUUCUUUGA
Molecule: messenger RNA, 366 nt
Organism: Sphenostylis stenocarpa
Lineage: Eukaryota; Viridiplantae; Streptophyta; Magnoliopsida; Fabales; Fabaceae
Source: the annotation of a GenBank genome assembly